GAGAGAGAAAUUGUUCUUAUAACAGCUAGUAGGCACUCCUUUUUUCAUUAUCUCUUGCUCCAUUUCUCCCACACACAAGGCAAAUAAAGCAGCUCAUCACCUCAAGCGCCGAUAUGAAUAAGACACAGAUUCCUGUCCGACUUACCAGCCCGAACAGCACCGGCUCUUGGCAGGACGACGCAGGCAGGGGAGUCCACAUCGCAGCUACGCUGCUCAUCUUCCUGGUGGGCGUUCCUCUAAAUGGGCUGGUGGUCUGGGCACUUGGAAUGCGGCAUAAUCGUCACCUGGUGCGCAGAGGCAGCGGUGAGGAGACACGUGCCGCCAGCAGUUUCCGUAUUUAUGUCCUGAACCUGGCCCUGGCCGACCUGGUGCUGCUCCUGCGUAGCCCCCUCAUGUUGGGCUACGUUGCUUACGGCUACAGCUGGCCGUUUGGUCUCGUCUUUUGCCAGCUGGUCGUGUUCCUGCGAGGCCUGGGGUUAUACACCUCUGCUUUCCUCCUCUGUGCUGUGGCCCUGGAGCGAUGCCUGUGUCUGCUGAGGCCUUUGUGGGCUCGACUGCGACGCCCCUCCUGGGCUGUUCCUCUGGUCUGUGGCAUCUUAUGGCUGAUUGCCACCAUCUUCUCUGCCCCCUACCUUCACACUGCCAACCUGAAAGAACUUAACGGGACAUACCAGUGCCUGGAGAGUGUGAAGUUUGACAUGGCGCUAUUUGUCACAGAAACAAUAGCAGGUUUCAUCUUGCCCUUGCUGGUGUUCUUAGGAAGUAACCUGGCCGUUUUGCUCACCAUUCACCAAGCAGUACUACCCUCGUCACCCACCUCCUUCACCCCCUCCACUGCUCGCAGGAUGACCAGGAUGUACCACGUGCUGUUUUUUACCAUGCUUCUCUUCCUCACCUGUUGGGUGCCAUAUUUUGUUUGUCGGUUCCUGCUGGCCUUGACUGAUGGGCGACCUGAAUGGGCCACGCUGCACAGCAGAGCACGUCAUGGCAAAUAUAUAUCUCUGUACCUGGUGUACAUUAAAUGUGCUCUUAACCCGGUGCUGUAUGUGUUUGCUGCCCGAGGCUUAGGCCGUGCUAUCAAAGCUUCAGUUGUGUCCACUAUUGAAAGACUUUUCAAUGAUGACUCAAUAGAGUCUAUACGGAGGAAGUCCCUUAAGAAUUCAAUGAAAAACUCACAGAUUUAGUAGAGGUCAACAAUGUUUUAAAAUUUGAGUCAUUUUGUGCUUUAGACCAUUGUUUUCCAAAUAGGUCUAUAUGCCACAGCAAAUGGUGAAAUUGGUGACUAUUAUUAAUAGUAUAUUUCCUGUUUGUAGAGAUGUAAUGUUCACAGAUUUGACAUAACUUAAAAUGAUCUUAAAUGGAGGAUCCAUGGCUUGAAACAGUUUUACUGAAAUUCUUCUGUUGAAGCAUGUUGAAGGCAGGGUCAUAAUUGGAAAAAAAUGAAAUCAUGAAUCAUCUUGUCUAGUUAGUUCAUGGCAGCCAGGGAACACCUCCAUGGUAAACAAGCCAACAGUGAACGCAGAAUUAUUUCAGUGUUAGUUUCCUGGCCCCCAGGGUAACGUUUGUCACACAGCUGCACGUAUUAUCUAGGUAUGGUCCGAGGAACGGAACGGAGCUCUUGGUAUCUUAUCUGUAUUAACAGUGAUUCAGAACAAUCAAUCUGAUGAACUCAUGCUCAAGAUGUCCAAAACAAAAGGUCCUCAUCUAUAUAUCUGGUACUAGUUAUCCAUGUUAAACCAAUGAAUGUACAGUAUCUUUACUGUACUUUAAUGUUUACUUUAUUUAGCAUAACAUGCUGAGAGGGGGGGGGGGGGAGUAAAUAUGUUGCACCUUCAUUAUCUCGUUGUGAAUGUACCACAUCGAUGUCUGACUCCACGGAUGGCUUUAUUACAUUUUUUUGUUUAUAAAAGCACAACCUUCCUGUCAUUGUUGACGGAAGGAACUAAAUAAAUGGUAGCACUUUUCGCUUAUUUUCUUUCUACUUCAAAACACAAAUAAACAAAAGUCAAUUUCUUGAAAUGUUUUAAUGUCUAAUUACAUCUUUUCAUUCACAGUUUAUACUUCUAUGUCUCCAGUAAGCAUGCAUGUCUUCAAUGACCAACAGAUGAAUUUUAGUGAUCGUUUUAAAUACAUUUAAUCUUUAUUGGCAAGUAUAGUAUUUCUUUAAUGUAGUUUGUGUUCUGGUAUUUAGGGUCAGAUGACGACAGAAGUCCAAUAUCUGAACUUUCUAACAAAAAAACAACAACAAAUGCCUCCACACUGUGCAACAGUCAGUUUAAGUAUACUUUCCAUAUGAAACAGAAUGCUGUAAAGUACUGAGGGAAGAACACUGUUGAAAAGGCCCCUGGUAGACGAAUGG
This is a messenger RNA of Etheostoma cragini (Arkansas darter), 2359 nucleotides long. RefSeq names its product C5a anaphylatoxin chemotactic receptor 1. Gene Ontology annotation, cellular component: plasma membrane. Gene Ontology annotation, molecular function: complement component C5a receptor activity; G protein-coupled receptor activity. The coding region runs from base 114 to 1184 and encodes 356 amino acids. The transcript has 3 exons. Lineage: Eukaryota; Metazoa; Chordata; Actinopteri; Perciformes; Percidae. The record is from RefSeq and is a predicted model, not a curated record. Gene Ontology annotation, biological process: inflammatory response; phospholipase C-activating G protein-coupled receptor signaling pathway; complement receptor mediated signaling pathway.